This is a messenger RNA of Effrenium voratum, 883 nucleotides long. The record is from the annotation of a GenBank genome assembly. Lineage: Eukaryota; Dinophyceae; Suessiales; Symbiodiniaceae.
AGCAUCAUGCUCAAGCAAUCUGUGGGAUGGACAUCAUGGAUACAAAUGUGUGAAGGGCAGGCAUGGGCAAUCAGCAAGCCAGGCAGCGCGUUUUGGCCAGCAGAGGAGGCUCAGGCACAGCCCUUCCGAUGAACGGCUCGCCCAUCUUCACUGCAGCCGUUGCUGCGCCGGACCCCGCGGCCAGCGUGGUGGUCGAGUCGGAGCAGGAUGACCGCAUUCCCGUGGUGUUCACUUGGACACACGGCGGUCAAAACGUGUUCCUGGCGGCCUCCUUCAACCAGUGGAAAGAUCAAAUCCCCAUGGUUCGCUCCGGGCAGGAGUUCUCCGUUGUCCAAGAGCUUCCCAGAGGUGUCCACCAGUACAAGUUCAUUGUGGACGACCAGUGGCGCUUUGCACCAGACCAGCCAAGAAUGCAAGAUAGCCAGGGAAACAUGAACAAUGUGCUAGACAUCUCUACGUAUCAAAGAUUUCAGGUAUCGCAGGUCGAAGACAAAGAUGUCAGCAAGUUUGGUCAGAUGAUUUCUGAUCCAAAUGACUACACUUUGGAUGCGCCUGUGGUUCCCAUGGUGUUGAGCAAGAGCACCUUUGCUGCCAUCCCAACCAGGCUGGCUCCCGGUCAGCUGAUGAACAUCCCGACGCACUGCCUCUGCGACCACGUCUACUUCCGCGAGCGCGAGGACGCGCUGGUGGUGGCAGUCACGCACCGCUACGGUCAGAAAUACUCUACCACAGUGUACGUGACGCGAAGCAACUUUGGCGAAGCCGCGGACAGGACUUCAAUCUGAUGGGACUCCCGGGCUCAGGCAACGCGCCGCAGCUCUGACGGCCGCGAAUUCACAGCUCUGACGUCCAGUUCGUUUCAAACUGCGUUUCAUGGGGCAUG